UGUAAUUUUUUACUAUUGCAGGGAAUUUCAGCUUCACUGAGAGAUUAACAGCCAAGUAUGCUGGAGCUGUGGCGAUGUAUUUUGUAUCUAAGAAAUUGAAGAAAAAAUAUAAUAUUACGGACGAGCGUGCAGCUCUAUAUGAAGCUGCAGAAACAUGGGUCGAUGCGCUUAAGGGCCAAGAUUUUCUAGGUGGUGCGAAGCCUAAUUUAGCUGAUCUUGCUGUCUUCGGUGUUUUGAGACCCAUUCGUUACCUUAAGUCGGGUCGAGAUAUGGUUGAACAUACACGCAUUGGUGAUUGGUAUACACGAAUGGAAAGUGCUGUGGGAGCCUCUUCCAGAAUCCAGGCCUAGUUUAACAAUUUCUUCCAGUUGCAAUAUAUGUAUCUAAUUAGGACCUACUCUGAAAAUUUUCUUGCCCAUAUAGAGGUUUUCUAGUUGGACUGCCUUCAUAGAGAGAACUUACACUUCUCUUUUCAGGUAAUUGGGAGGCAAAACAUUGUCUUUUCAUACGUGACAUUGUUCUUUGUACUUGCAUUUGAAUUUGGAUAAGCAAACCUUAGAACAGGUCCGCGGGGAUGUGCAAUUUUUUUCUACUUUGCUUUUGCAUUUGAAUUUGGAUAAUAUUCUCGACGAGCACCCAAAUGUAUACAUGAUUGAGUUAUUUAUUUUUA
Olea europaea var. sylvestris is the source of this 670-nucleotide messenger RNA. RefSeq names its product prostaglandin E synthase 2-like. Gene Ontology annotation, cellular component: mitochondrion. Bases 75 to 350 code for a protein of 91 amino acids. Gene Ontology annotation, molecular function: prostaglandin-E synthase activity. Lineage: Eukaryota; Viridiplantae; Streptophyta; Magnoliopsida; Lamiales; Oleaceae. The transcript has 2 exons. The record is from RefSeq and is a predicted model, not a curated record.